GUAUACUAUUCGGCGGUUGAUCCAACCUCGCAGAAGAAGGACGACAAGAAGGGGUCUGACAGGAAGCCGGAGGACGAGGCACCUGGCGCUCGGAUGCGUGGUGCAGAGGCCUUCGAAAUCACCAACAAGCAGACCUACAACUUCAAUUCGAUGCUGCGAGAUCAGAUCUUGAAGAACACGUACUUCAAGACGCUUGUCAAGAUCGAUACUUUCGAGGGCAUCAUGGACGAGAUGUAUCAGUAUGUGGAGACAGCGGAGACUUAUGGUGGCGGCUCCACGACGGUCCCCUCCAGCUUGUUCUGCUGCCUGUAUCGUCUUUUCACCAUUGGUUUGUCCUACGAUGAGCUGAACUUGCUCUGUGAGUCCAAGGACUGGCCCUACAUCAGAUGCUGUGGUUUCCUCUACAUCCGCUUCGGUUGUGCUCCCGAGAAGCUUUGGGACUUCCUGGGGGAGUACUGCGUCGACGACCAGGAGUUUGAGCCUUCGAAAUCCACGCCUGGCUUCGUUGUCACCAUCGGCGAGUAUGUUGAGUCCUUACUUCUGGAUGAGCGAUACUACUACUCGACCCUUCCACGCAUCCCUGUGGGUGUGAAGAAGAAGAUCGAGGAGAAGGUGGCACCGCUGGGGCAGUACCGAAAGAGAGCGGCCCAGAACAAGGACAUGCUCCACGCAUUCAAAGAGGCAGGAACACCAGUGGAGGCUUGCCGUGACAAUGGUGUUUGGGUAGUUGGCCAGACGCUGCAGGUCAUCGAGUCGGUUCCCAGCCGCAUCGCGGUCAGAAUACGAGCCGUGGAUGGCAGAGAGGAGGUAUAUCACUUGGGCCGGGUGAUCCUUCGAGACGAGCCCAAGAAGCCCCCAGAGCGAGCGAGGAGCAGAAGUCGCAGCCCAAAGAGGGAGGCUGGCGCAGGACCUCGCUCGGGCUCCCCGGACCUGACUCGGAGCCGGGGCCAGUCCCUCGAGGAGAUGCUGGAGGAGCUCCGAACUAAGCAGCGAGAGCGAGCCGUUUGCAGCACGGGGAAGGACUACGCUCGCAAGCCCAUAGGCUUCAUGUCCGGCUUGGCCAUGAAGCGUGACGUCGGCCAAGCUUCCACACGCCUUCGGGAGGAGGAGACCUAUGCACCCCGCCAGGUCGAGCAUAGGAAGCAGAUGGCCGAUGAAUCCAUCCUUGGCCGUCCGGAGACGGAGCGGGACAGAGAGCAGCAGCUUCUGAAGCAGCAGCUUUUCGAAAAGUAUGGCAACAUCAACCCCAGGACGAACGCCAAGGAACAGCAGCAACCUGCUGACAUGGACAUCGAAGAUGCAUCCGUGCUGCGGCUGGGAUGA
This is a messenger RNA of Symbiodinium sp. CCMP2592, 1323 nucleotides long. NCBI's taxonomy places the organism in Eukaryota, Dinophyceae, Suessiales, Symbiodiniaceae. The record is from the annotation of a GenBank genome assembly.